AUGGCCGACGUCCGCUCCCUCCUCCGUCAGCAGCGGACCGCCCGCCGCAUAGACCAUCCCCACGCCGCAUACUCGGACGCCGGCAAGCUGCUGUGCCUGGCGUGCCACGAACCCGUCCGGUCCGAGUCGCUGUGGGACUCGCACGUCCGCAGCGCCGCCCACAAGGCCAAGGCGGCCUCCAAGUCCAUCACCGGAGGAGGAGGAGGAGGAGGGUCGACGACGACAACGCCAGCAGCCGAAAAUCAGACACCCGCCACCUCGCAAAAGAGGAAACAGCACGAGGACCACGACGCGGACGACCGGGACGCACAGAUGCUCGACGCCGCCGACACCGAAGAGGCGGCGAGGAGGAAGCGCAGCAGGAUAGACGCCGCAGCUGCAGAACAAGAUUACCCCACAACCACCACCAACAACAACACAGCCGCCGCGGCGGCCAUGCCCUCCCCCGCUGGGAGCAGCACGCCUACGACAAACAACGGAAGCCAGAACAGCAGUAGUAGAAGCGGCGGCGGAGGAGGAGGAGGAGGAGGAGGGAGGACGCCGCAGAGCCAGACACAUACCCCACCCCUGACGCGCCGCCAGUCCGGCACGCCCGUCCUCGGCGUCGAGAUGCAAAUGCCGUCGCGCCCAGCCACCCCCAACGCACCGCGUGAUGGAAACACCGUCGGGGGAGCGGCGGUGGGACUUGGCGUCAGGCAAUCAUCAGCAGCAUCAGCAUCAGCAGCUGUUACUCCGGCUUCUGCAGCCGCACCCGUAGCAGCAUCAGAAGAGACUGCCGGAGCGGCGGCUGCGCCGAUCGACGAGGACGAGUGGGCGGCCUUUGAGCGGGAGGUGGUGAAUGCAGUCCCAGCGGCGGCGGCGGCCGCGGCAGCCGACGACGGUGCCGUCAUUAGCGCGGCGCCGAUGACGGCAGAGGAGGUUGCAGCGGCGGCGAGUGAAGAGGACGGACGGGCGAAACGACGCGCUGCGGCGGACAUCGAGCUGGAAGACGAGAAGGAGGAGGCCAAGCGGGCGCUGGAGGAGGAGUUUGAGGAGAUGGAGGAACUCGAGGCGCGGGUGCGACGAUUAAAGGAGAGGAGGGAGGCGUUGAGGAGUCGGAGUGUCGUCGGUCUCAAUGCCGCUUCUUCUUCUGCUGCUGCUGCUGCUGCCCCACCCUUAAAGGUACCCAAGGCUGGAAUUAAUGAGGAACCUGCGGCUGAGGAAAGUGAGGCACCGUCCAAACCCUCCAAGGAAGGAGGCCAGGAUGAGGAGGACGAUGACGAUGAUGACGACGACGACGACGAUUUCGAAAGUUUCCGGUUGAGGAGGUAG
This is a messenger RNA of Pyricularia grisea, 1311 nucleotides long. RefSeq lists its product as uncharacterized. Bases 1 to 1311 code for a protein of 436 amino acids. The transcript has a single exon. Gene Ontology annotation, molecular function: zinc ion binding; nucleic acid binding. The record is from RefSeq and is a predicted model, not a curated record. Gene Ontology annotation, cellular component: spliceosomal complex; nucleus. Gene Ontology annotation, biological process: nuclear DNA replication; mitotic DNA replication checkpoint signaling; mitotic DNA damage checkpoint signaling. NCBI's taxonomy places the organism in Eukaryota, Fungi, Ascomycota, Sordariomycetes, Magnaporthales, Pyriculariaceae.